Molecule: messenger RNA, 1269 nt
Organism: Periconia digitata
Lineage: Eukaryota; Fungi; Ascomycota; Dothideomycetes; Pleosporales; Periconiaceae
Source: the annotation of a GenBank genome assembly
CUACAACACUUCCAGCUCUCCACCAUGUUCACAGUGAAAAAACACAUCAUAACCUGCCAGUCCAUCCGCGGCGGUGCGCACGCUACAACAACAGCAGCACAGCCAGCAUCGCUCAAAUUAGCCGUGAAAGAGUAUAUCCCGAAAACAGAUCGCGUGAGAGAUGCGAACACGACACGCGUGACAAUCAUAGCCGCGCAUGCUAAUGGGAUUCCUAAGGAAGCGUACGAGCCGCUUUGGGAGGAGCUGGGAUGGCGGUUGGGGGAUUCGCUGGGGGGGAUCUGGAUUGCGGAUUGUGCGCAUCAGGGGGAGAGUGGGGUUUUGAAUGAGGGGUUGGUUGGGCAUGAUCCGAACUGGUUUGAUCAUUCACGGGACUUACUUGCGCUGGUACAUGCAUUCCAAGAUCCCAUUCAGCCCCCUAUCGUUGGUGUAGCGCAUAGCAUGGGCUGUGCACAGCUGGUCCAACUAUCAACCAUGCACCCGCGUCUAUUCCAAAGCUUAAUCCUCAUAGAGCCAGUGAUCCGAGAAACGAUACCGGCAGGGCCCAACGCCGCCCUCAUGGCAACCAACAGACCGGACCUAUGGAGCUCCCUGUCCGCCGCAAAAUCCGACUUCCAACGCAGCAAAUUUUACAGAUCCUGGGACAAGCGCGUGUUAGACAAGUAUACAGAGUACGGACUGCGCCGAACGCCCACGCUGCUGUAUCCAGACGCUGCGGAUGGCUCCGUCACUCUCGCCACCACCAAACACCAAGAAGCGUGGUCGUACGUCCGUCCACUGUUCGCUGCUCGUCCAGCGGACGGUCGAAUCGAUGAGCAGGAACGCUUGAUUGCGGGAGAUAUGCCGACAGAGCAAGCACAGUAUCAGUUCCACCGCGCGGAAUCCAUCAUCGCGUCGGAAUCUCUACCGUCGCUUUACCCGUACACUACAUGGAUCUUUGGCAGCAAGAGCUACAUCAACAGCCGCGCCGACCGAGAAGAUUUAGUAGCGCGUACGGGGCGCUCAGUCAGAGGAAGUGCGGGUGUGAACUCGUUGGUUGUGGACGGGGCCGGUCAUGGGCUCCCCUUGGAGAAGGUGAGCGAGACUGCUGGUUUGAUGAGCGGGCAGAUUGAGAUGUGCUUGAUCAAGUAUCGCGAGGAAGUCGGGUUUUGGAAGACAUAUGACUCUGGGAAGUCGGCUAGAGGGGGGCUCGUAGUUUCGGAGACGUGGGAAAAGGCUGUGAGGGAGAGGUCUGAUGUUAAGCGACCACUGGCGCCGGCACCGAAGCUUUGA